GUGCUGCUGGCUAAGAGGUUCGGUUGAGCGUGUGCCAUGGACCCAGCCGCCCGGUGAUAUUGACAAUAGGAGAGAGAGAAAGGGGCAUUGACUGGGACCCACCGCGGGUAGCGAACGGCGGCUCUGGCAGCGGCGGCUCCUGCUUCAGCGGCUCCUCCUCCUCCUCCUCCCGACUCCUCUGCCUGCUGCCGCUGCAGAUCCAGUCUUCCUCCCUCCCUUCCCCCCCUCCCCACGUCGCCGCCGCCGCCGCCGCCGCCGCCGCUGGGUCCGGGGCUACGAGCUGAGGCGCCGCCCGCCGGGAAUGUGAGCGAGGAGCCACCGGCGGAGCCGCAACGGUGUCGGUGCCGAUUUGAUGGGACGGGCCCGCGGGGGAGGAUCGUGAGGCCGCCGCCGCCGCCGCUGCCGCCGGAGCGCUGAGGUUCGGGUCCGGCCCUGAGGCCUAGAAGCGCCGCCACCGCGGAACCGGAGGGACGCCGCACCGGACAGCCGUCGCCCCGGGCUCCCCGCAGCUGCCCGGACCUCCCUCCUCCCUGCACCUCCCUGUUCCACCGCUCGCCCCCUCCGCGGCCCCUUCGCCCUUCUCCCGCCCCUCGAAACCACAGAUCAUCUUUGGAUUCUUCCCCAGAAGCUUCAAGUAGGGAUAUGUCCUCAGCACCAACUACUCCUCCAUCAGUGGAUAAAGUAGACGGAUUUUCUCGGAAGUCCGUCAGAAAAGCCAGACAGAAGAGGUCACAAAGUUCCUCACAGUUUAGGUCUCAAGGCAAGCCUAUUGAAUUAACACCUCUGCCGCUGCUAAAAGACGUUCCAACCUCAGAGCAGCCUGAACUGUUCCUAAAGAAACUUCAGCAGUGCUGUGUCAUUUUUGACUUCAUGGACACGCUAUCUGAUCUUAAAAUGAAAGAAUACAAGCGCUCCACUCUUAAUGAACUGGUGGACUACAUUACAAUAAGCAGAGGCUGUUUGACAGAGCAGACUUACCCUGAAGUAGUUAGAAUGGUAUCUUGCAAUAUAUUCAGAACUCUCCCUCCUAGUGACAGCAAUGAAUUUGAUCCAGAAGAAGAUGAACCUACCCUUGAGGCAUCGUGGCCACAUUUACAGCUUGUAUAUGAAUUUUUCAUACGAUUUUUGGAAAGCCAAGAAUUUCAACCCAGCAUUGCCAAAAAAUACAUAGAUCAGAAAUUUGUAUUACAGCUUUUGGAGCUAUUUGACAGUGAAGACCCUCGGGAACGAGACUACUUAAAAACAGUUCUACACAGAAUUUAUGGCAAGUUUCUUGGUCUUAGAGCAUUUAUCCGAAAACAGAUUAACAAUAUUUUUCUAAGGUUUGUUUAUGAAACAGAACACUUCAAUGGUGUAGCUGAACUUCUGGAAAUAUUAGGAAGUAUUAUCAAUGGCUUUGCUUUACCUCUUAAGGCAGAACACAAACAGUUUCUGGUGAAAGUGUUGAUCCCUUUACACACUGUCAGGAGCUUAUCACUCUUCCACGCCCAGUUGGCAUAUUGUAUAGUCCAGUUUCUGGAGAAAGAUCCUUCACUCACAGAACCAGUUAUUAGGGGAUUAAUGAAAUUUUGGCCUAAAACAUGCAGUCAAAAAGAGGUCAUGUUCCUUGGGGAGCUGGAAGAAAUUUUGGAUGUGAUUGAACCUUCACAAUUUGUUAAAAUUCAAGAACCUUUGUUUAAACAAAUUGCCAAGUGUGUAUCUAGUCCCCAUUUUCAGGUGGCAGAAAGGGCACUCUAUUAUUGGAAUAAUGAAUACAUCAUGAGUUUGAUAGAAGAAAACUCUAAUGUCAUCCUUCCCAUCAUGUUUUCCAGUCUUUAUAGGAUUUCAAAAGAACAUUGGAAUCCGGCUAUUGUGGCGUUAGUGUACAAUGUGUUGAAGGCAUUUAUGGAAAUGAACAGCACCAUGUUUGAUGAGCUGACAGCCACGUACAAGUCAGAUCGUCAGCGUGAGAAAAAGAAAGAAAAAGAGCGUGAAGAAUUAUGGAAAAAAUUGGAGGAUCUGGAGUUAAAGAGAGGUCUUAGACGUGAUGGGAUAAUUCCAACUUAACAAAAAUAUGACAGCAACAUUACUAACCUGUGGAGUCACAUUUAUGUAGUAGAAGAUGGAGCAACAGUUUUCUGUAUUGUGCAACUUUACAGUAGAUUUCACAUUUGUUUCAUUAUUACAACAGCACUGUAUAUACCUGUCUGUAAGUAAAGGAAAAAAAUAAGGACUUCAAUCCAAAGUUUGGACAGUAGAUGGACUUCUCAGAACUUUGCAAACAUAAUCAUUGUUCUAACCCUCUUAUAAAAAAAAAAAAAAAAGCAGUCUUCAAAGAUCUGUUGAUGAAAUUGCUAUGUUAAAAUUCCAUUAUCAGGAGUUCUUAUUUAUCACUAGCAGAGAGUAUGAUACAAUUUUCAAAUGUGAACAAUCUUAAAUUUAGCUUGUCUUUCUGCUAAGCUGUUAAAUGUAUUUAUAGUAAAGGAAGAAAAAAAAAGACUGUCAUUUCCUUAUAAGUUUGUAUAACAUCUUCCUCUGGAUAACUUGACUGUAAUUUGACAUUUUUCCUUUUGCACAUCUUCAUGAGUUGAAUGUCCAUGUGGAAUGGGACCCUGAAUUUUAAAGGUCCCAGAUGAAAGUUUUGUCUGCUGGGGUGAACAUCUUUCCAGUAACCAGGUAGUCCUGGUACUCCUUUAGUUUUAAAAUUAGGAGUAAAAAGAGAAGAGGUGAUAAAGAUAGUAGGGAAGGGAAUUUUGGAUUCAUGCAUCAGUUUAUGGUGAAUCCAAAUCAAUGUCUUGAAUCCUUUGAAAACAGGCACUGGGACAUCACAGGCUUCAGUACCUGACCAGUAUUAGUUGUAUACAUCAUUGAACAUAAUAUACCAGAGACAUUUUAGAAAUGUCAGAAAGACAUCCUUUUUGGACCAUAUGAAAUAAAGACAAACACUAAACAAUAAAACCAUGAAAUUGAUCGCCAGGAUUGCGAAUCUAAUUGGGAAAAGAGUUGAGCAAACAGCUUGGACUGUUUGGAGUUGUUGCCUUACUUUUUAAUAUGUAUUUAUAAAGUAUUCCAGCAAAAGAGGAUGUAGCCUCUGGAAAAAAAACAAACAUGUUACAGUGUUUUUUGUAGAUUCUCGUUCUAUAUCUCAUCACAGCGCCAGCCCUGUUUUUAGCCGGAAAGGAUUCAGGAUAAACAUUAUGCAUUCUGAAUUGGAUGCUUAUUCCUAACUACUGUAUUUGUUACCAAAAGUGGUUCUACAAAUGCUACUGAAAAAAAGCUGGAAAUUCCUAAUGUCCUGAGUAUUAAUAAUAAAGUUUAAAAAUGCUUUUAUAUCAAAGGUGCAUCGUGACCAAAUUGUUUGAGAAAAAAACAAAAAACAAAAUCUAGGGCUGUAUUAUAGAUAGAUCUUAUUGGCUCUCUGCUUUGUAUUAAAAGAAGAAUCUUACAACUUGGGUAGGUAAAUUGCUGAUAAAACUUGUGUACAUCAUGUACUUACCUAAUGUGGUUGCAUUAUUAUAUAUGAAAAGAUAUGUUUUAUGAUUCAUUUCUAGGAUGCUUUUGCUUUUUAUGGACAUGGCAGCAGUGAGUUGAUAAUCUUAAAUCAUCAUUUCCAGCAGUGUUCAUGAUACAGAGCUCAUCCUCUGUUCAUAUGUUAAGUUGUGAUAGUAGCAAACACGAACAUAUGAACUAUUGUUGCUCUCAGUAGAAAUACAAUAUAAAUAUGGGCUUGUAUAUUUUCUUCCUUCCAUUGAAAUAUAAAGUAGAAUAUACAGUUUUAUUGUUUCUAAGAAAAAGGGAAAAAAAUAGCCGCUGACCUUUCUCCCCUAUGAAAUGUUUCCACAUUAUUAGGUCAUUGUGUGUACAUAAAAGUCAGCUGAUUAUGAAUAUUAUCAUCUAGGUAAUUGUAAAAAAAAAGUGAAUCAAAAACAAAAUUUGGCGUUGUUAUUCCUAAAAACAAACAGCAGUAAAAAAAAAAAGUCAUAUGCAUCACCAACACAACAUGGUUUAAUGGAAUGGAUAGUUUUUAAAAUUUUUUUUAAACAAACAAAAAGGAACAUUGAUGGGGAUUCAGUAUAAUGUUGGCAGAGGCUGCCCAAAAUGAAACAACUUGCUUCAACAGUGUUGGAACAAAGGUGCAAGUUCAAAUACUAAUUAUAAAAAUAAAUUUAUAACAAAUCUUUUCUUUAGCCCUUUUGGUUUUAGCCCUUCCCAGUUUUGACUCUGCAUUACAGUUAUUUUUUACGUGUAAACUUUUAUUUGCCAUUAAUUCAUCUUUUAGAUGGAAGGCAUUAAAAUCACAGGUUUAUGAAGAAUCUCUGCCCAUCAGAAUGAAAUGAGAAAGCCUAGUUUUCCUUUUUGCACCUUACCCUGCCCUCAGAGUUGAGGUGAAUAUGACCCAGCUAUCCUUGGUGUCAGUUUUGUAUGUUGAUCAUUCCAAAAUGAGAAGAAUAAAGCCAAGUUUUAGACAUAUAUAAAGAAGCAAUUAGAGCUACCUGUUGAAAAUUAAUAGGGCAACUUCUGAGAAGAAACACUGUCUUUUUUUUUUUUUUUUUAAACUGAAAGUGACAAUGUGACAUUUGUCAUGUUGUGUGCAGUGACACGGAGUAAUUUAGGUAAUCUGACUGUUGCACUAUGUGACAUAUUUAAGGACGUACUUGCUGCAUUUGCAGCAGCCCUCUCUCUGUCCCUUCCCGCAAUUCUGCUGUUGCUGCAACUUGAGUUAAUUGUGACAAAUGCAUCUUUGUGUUAUAUUUUGUUUGCUUCAUAGUUUUCAGAACUAUAUAUAAAUAUAUUUUUUAAAUAGCAAAUAUUUGUCGUUAGUGAGUGAUGAUCACUCCAACCUUAUCCCUACCAUAUUGGUUUCAGGGGUAGGAGUAAGAGUGUCCUUGGAAGAAAAAAUAUACACACAACCCUGUGGUUUAGAAUGAUGCUGAGGCCUUAGGCUGUGGGCCCAGAACAAUUAUGUGAGUGAAGUGACCCAUCUCCUUUGAAUCAAGCAUGCAUUCCUUUUUCUUAUUGUACAAGUGUCCCCAGUUGUUCGCCUUCAGUGUUUAGUUUUUGUCCUUUUCAAGUUUGUUAUAUUUUGCUCUCCCUAACAUCUGUUUUUUAAUAAAAGAAAAAAAUUAAAAAAAUAAAUAAUACCCUUGAUGCCGCUGGAUACUCACAAGCAGGGUUAAGCUCCUUCAUCUUGGGCUUCUUUGCCUAAAUGGAAGGAUUUCAUUGAUUUUGUACCUCCUCCUAUGCGUGGGGCAUUCCAGGGUGCAGAGCCAGGAAUUGCUUGUAGUUGCACCUGCUAUACCUAAAUGUAUAGCCCUAGGCUCAAUCACACUAUGGAAAGAAAAAAAAAGUAUAUUUAGAGCUUUAAAAGCUUUUUUAUUUUUUUGUGGGGAUAGGGGUGGGGUGGGAAAGGGAUGUAUGGAUGUUAGGAUGUUAUUGGCAUUUUUAAGUGUUUCAGGGUUUUGUUUUGUUGUUAAUGUUCCUGUUUUCCCCCCAUUAAUUGGAUGCACUGACCUUGCCCAGGAAAUGAAGAGAUUCUCUCUUUGAUGCUGUUACCAAUGUUAUCACAAAGUGACAGUCACCUGUAGCAAAAAGGUGGCACCAGACAUGAUCAGUGAUGUUUUAUUUGCACAUGAAUAUUUUUAUUUUUGUAUUCUGGCUCAGCUGCUUCUCUGAGUGGAGUUAAGGGAUGAGCCACAAAGGAUUUUUGUAAAAGGUAUAUUGGCAAUGCAUUUUAUAUUCCUCUAUAUUUAAUUUCGAAAAUCUAAAAGAAGGAUUGUGCAUCUUGAGAGAAAGUUGAGUAAACUUUGAUCUAGUGGAAUGUUAAUUUGUGCUGCUUCUUGUGCACGAUAGCAGCAGUAGUAUCUCUCUUGGAAAUGAACAUCCCAUAUUAUGAUGUCUAUGAAUAUAGGUUUCCUUUUCUUCUCUCCCUCUUUCUUUCUCUCUCCCUUCCACCUUUCUCCUUCCUUCUUGCUCUCCUCCCUCCCCUGUAUCUCCUUCUAUUUCUUUCGUCUCUCUUAGCCCUUCUCCCCUUCCCUUUCUUUACUUUUAUUUUUAUUUUUUGAAAUCACUUAUUGUAAAUAAGUUGUAAUCCAAACCUCAUGUAUCAAUGGGGAACUUUCAAAUAUAAAUAUUAACAAUACAUCUUCUGGUUGUGGUCUGAUUUUUGAAUGAAGUAUAAUGAGAAUGAUAUGUCCAUUGCUUUUAGUUUGAGGAUUUUGCUUCAGUUUCAUAAAUCUUUGGUAUUUUAGUACUUCAUUGUUUUAGCAGGAGAGGGCAGCAAAAGUUCAUUUUCUCUGUUAGUAAUGCUGUUGUUCUUGAUUGGUUUUAAACUUAGUUGUGAGUGUGUAUGUAUUUUUUUUUUUUUUUAAAAAAACAGCAUCUGUUUGUAGGUAGAUGUAAAAAUGAAACAUUUUUGAUAUGAAAAGUUACAUAUGAAAAUUAUAGACUGGUUCAAUCAGACAGUGAAGACUUCUGAUCCACAUCAAAGGGAAAACAAGGCUACAAAAAAAAUUUUCCAGCUCUGGCUAAAACAUGCUACUUUUUUUUCCAAACAUGAUGAAAUGCAAGCUGUCUUUAAACACUUGGAAUUUAAAAUGUUCUUUGGAAAUGAUUUACUUCCUUCAUAGUGGUAAUAGAAACAAAAAACGAAGGUGCUCCCAAAAAGCAAUGUAACUUCCCCUUUCACAGCUGUGUGAGAGGUUCUGUACUGUGGGUGCAUCACAAUAAAGCAGCAGUGAAGAGUU
Molecule: messenger RNA, 6722 nt
Organism: Marmota monax (woodchuck)
Lineage: Eukaryota; Metazoa; Chordata; Mammalia; Rodentia; Sciuridae
Gene: Ppp2r5e
Product: protein phosphatase 2 regulatory subunit B'epsilon
Exons: 14
Coding region: 643-2046 (467 amino acids)
Biological process (GO): protein dephosphorylation; signal transduction
Cellular component (GO): nucleus; protein phosphatase type 2A complex; cytosol
Molecular function (GO): protein phosphatase activator activity
Source: RefSeq, a predicted model, not a curated record